Molecule: messenger RNA, 1266 nt
Organism: Momordica charantia (bitter melon)
Lineage: Eukaryota; Viridiplantae; Streptophyta; Magnoliopsida; Cucurbitales; Cucurbitaceae
Product: protein RICE SALT SENSITIVE 3
Source: RefSeq, a predicted model, not a curated record
CUCUCUUCUCUCUUUCAGUACACCAUUUCACCCACACAAAUACACAGGUGGUAAUCUCAAUUAAUUUUGCUCCUUUUUUUUUGGAUGGAACAGCGUCUUAAUUUGUUAGCAACUACUCAUCUUCUUCAACACACUCUCAGAAGCUUAUGCAUCCACCAUAAUUCCCAGUGGGUUUAUGCCGUCUUCUGGCGGAUCCUCCCUCGGAAUUACCCACCACCAAAAUGGGAAAAUCAAGGUGCUUUUGAUAGGUCCAGAGGGAAUUGGAGGAACUGGAUAUUGGUGUGGGAAGAUGGCUUUUGCAAUUUUGGGGCGUCGUCUUCGGCCGACGAGAUGGAUGGCGGUGGCGGCGGCGGUGACUUUCCGGGCUCGUCUGUGGUGUAUGGGUUACAGCCAUGUCGGGGACUGCAGCCGGAGCUUUUCUUCAAGAUGUCGCACGAGAUCUACAAUUAUGGAGAGGGAUUGAUUGGAAAAGUAGCGGCGGAUCGGAGUCAUAAAUGGAUUUACAAAGAACCAAACGAUAAUCAAGACAUCGAAUUCUUACCGACAUGGCACAAUUCCGCUGACUCCCAUCCUAGGACUUGGGAAGCCCAGUUUCAGUCAGGCAUAAAGACCAUAGCUUUGGUCGCAGUCAAAGAAGGCGUCGUUCAAUUGGGAGCAGUUCAGAAGGUGACUGAAGACUUGAAUUUCGUAGUACAAUUAAGAAAGAAAUUCUGCUACAUCGAGAGCAUCCCGGGCGUUCUAUUGCCUCACCCGCUCUGCUCAUCAAUUCCAUCUAAUUUCAACGUAGACGCGGCCGCGAUGGCUACCGCGGCGGCAGCCUACGAGAGCGCGGAGUUAGGGCGGUUCGAAGGGACGAGUUGUUUCCCAGGUCCAGCAGAGCAACUAAUGUACAACCACAUUAAUUUGAACCCGGGCCAGCAGGUCCAAAUAACACCAUCAAUGAGCAGCCUAGAAGCGCUUCUGGCGAAACUACCAUCAGUGAUGCCGCCAGAAGCAGAAGCAGAGCCGUCGGACCAGAAAACUUUGGAGCUUUUGGCAAUGGAAAAAGUGGCAAAAGUAGAGAUCCAUGAUGAGGAUGAAGAUGAGGUUGUAUACACCCAACUUGUCCGUCGUUAUCAUGAUUGUGAUAUAAGUUAUAACUAACACAGCUGCCAUAUUAAUCAUGGCUUUUUUUUAUUAUUCUUUCUUCUUCUUCUUUUUGCUCCUUUAUUGUGUGACACUGGUUUAUGAUCUCUAAGUAAUCUUAGCCUUUUUUGUUUUUAGUUA